Messenger RNA from Pogoniulus pusillus (Red-fronted tinkerbird), 7633 nucleotides. It is a transcript of the gene CCNT2, whose product is annotated as cyclin T2. The transcript has 9 exons. The record is from RefSeq and is a predicted model, not a curated record. Gene Ontology annotation, molecular function: cyclin-dependent protein serine/threonine kinase activator activity. Lineage: Eukaryota; Metazoa; Chordata; Aves; Piciformes; Lybiidae. Bases 11 to 2221 code for a protein of 736 amino acids. Gene Ontology annotation, cellular component: cyclin/CDK positive transcription elongation factor complex; nucleus. Gene Ontology annotation, biological process: regulation of transcription by RNA polymerase II; positive regulation of DNA-templated transcription, elongation.
AGGCAGUGUCAUGGCGGCGGCGGGCUCGGGCUCCUCGGCGCGGGGCGGCGGCGGCUCCUCGAAGGCGUCGCGCUGGUUCUUCAGCCGCGAGCAGCUGGAGAACACGCCCUCGCGGCGCUGCGGCGUGGAGGCCGACAAGGAGCUCUCGUACCGGCAGCAGGCGGCCAACCUCAUCCAAGAUAUGGGCCAGCGCCUCAACGUAUCUCAGCUUACGAUAAAUACUGCGAUUGUUUACAUGCACAGGUUUUAUAUGCAUCAUUCCUUCACAAAAUUUAAUCGAAAUAUAAUAUCUCCCACAGCAUUGUUUUUGGCUGCAAAAGUGGAAGAACAGCCACGGAAACUUGAACAUGUUAUUAAAGUAGCACAUGCUUGUCUUCAUCCUCAAGAGCCACAACUGGAUACAAAGAGUGAUGCAUACCUUCAGCAAGCCCAAGAGCUGGUUAUACUUGAAACAAUAAUGCUUCAAACUUUAGGUUUUGAGAUUACCAUUGAACAUCCACACACAGAUGUUGUGAAAUGUACGCAAUUAGUGAGAGCAAGCAAGGAUUUGGCACAGACAUCCUAUUUCAUGGCUACCAACAGCCUUCACCUUACUACAUUCUGUCUUCAGUACAAGCCUACAGUGAUAGCAUGUGUGUGCAUUCACUUGGCCUGCAAGUGGUCCAACUGGGAGAUUCCAGUAUCAACUGAUGGAAAACACUGGUGGGAAUAUGUAGAUCCUUCUGUUACUCUAGAAUUACUAGAUGAGCUAACCCACGAGUUUCUGCAGAUACUGGAGAAAACUCCUAGCAGGCUCAAGAGGAUUAGAAACUGGCGGGCAAAUCAGGCUGCUAAGAAACCUAAAGGUGAUGGACAGGUAGCAGAGAACUCACUUCUUGGUUCAUCUUUGGUCCAGAAUUCCAUUUUGGUGGAUACAGUUACUGGUGUAGCUGCAAACACAAGUUUCCAAAAACCAUCAACAUCAUUUCCUACACCAGUACCUCUGACCUCAGGAAGUAUUUCUGUUCCAGACAGUCAUGCACCUGAAAAUUUGGCAAUACUAGCUACAGGAAUGCCAAGUACCUCAUACAGUUUGGCAUCACACCAGGAAUGGCCUCAGCACCAAGAACAAGCAAGGACAGAACAAAUGUACUCUCAAAAACAGGAGACCUUACCUGCUGGUCAAUACAACAUGAACUUCCAGCCAGGGACGUCUGUACAGUUGCACUCUGGAGUACAUCACAGACCUGACAAACUUGCUGAGCAUUCUACUGUCAAACAAGAAUAUUCUCAUAAGUCAGGAAACAAACAUCAUGGACAAGUUGCUGCUCCUGUAAUAAUUCCUCAGAAAAUGUCUUUGGAUAAAUACAGAGAGAAGCGCAAACUCGAAACUCUGGAGCUGGAUGUGAGAGAACACUACAUAGCAACCCCAGGAGAGCAGCAGCAUAAAAAACACAUGCAGCCACAGACAGGCAGCAGCUCCUCUGUUACAUCUCCUAUUAAAAUGAAAAUUCCUAUUGCAAAUGCAGAGAAGCCUGAAAAACACUUGUCUGAUAAGAAGGAAAAGGCUGGCUCACUCAAACUCCGAAUACCAAUCCCACCCACAGAAAAGGGGGCCAGUAAGGAGGAGCUGAAAAUGAAAAUUAAAGUUUCCUCCUCGGAAAGGCAUAGCUCAUCAGAUGAGGGCAGCGGAAAAAGUAAACAUUCAAGUCCCCACAUCAGCAAAGAUCAUAAGGAGAAACACAAAGAACACUCUUUAAAUCGCCACCAUGGCAUUGGUCAUAAGCACUCCCAUGCCCAUGGUGGUGGCAGCAGUAAGCAUAGCACUGAUGGAGUAGCACCAACUGUUUUGAGGAGUCCUGUUGGCCUGAGCAAUGAUGGCAAUUCCUCUAGUUCCGGCUCUUCAAGAAAGAAGUUGCACAGCAACGAUGCUUCUCACAACCACCACUCCAAAAUGAGCAAAAGUUCCAAAAGUUCAGGUAGUUCAUCUAGUUCUUCCUCUGUUAAGCAGUAUGUAUCCUCUCACAACUCUGUUUUUAACCUUCCCUUACCCCCUCCUCCCCCUGUCACAUACCAGGUGGGCUACGGACAUCUCAGCACCCUCGUGAAACUGGACAAGAAACCAGUGGAGAACGGUCCUGAUGCCAAUCACCAGUACAGUACAAACAGCCAGCAUAUGGACUACAAAGAUACAUUCGACAUGCUGGAUUCGCUGUUAAGUGCCCAAGGAAUGAACAUGUAGUCAAUUCUUAGGUGUUUUUUCUUUACCUUUUUUUUAAUUUAAGAAUUGUUAGGAUGUGAAACUUCCUAAUCUAGCAGCAGCAACAGCAGCUGUUGCUGUUGAGGUUUCAGUAUGUUAAGUGCUGCUUUCUCCUUCACUCUGAAAAGAAAGAGGUAUAGUAAACAAGUCUUUAUCUCCACAUACGAUAGUGUUAUAAAUACUGUAAUAUCAUGGAAGGUGCAACAAUCUCAGUAUUUCUACAACUGCAGCUAAGAACAGUAGAAUGAACGUCUGCUUUUAGGUGUAUAGGAUGCCUCAGGCAUUGAUUAUUUAUGAUUUCUGAUACUGCAGCCACAAACUUUCUGUUGCUUAGGUUUUUGAAUGAGUGUAAUUGUUUUCUUGUGUAUUUAUACUGUAUGUAUGAUUUGCAUGUUUCAAAGAUAAAGGGAUUAAAAACAGUAUGCUGACAACUGUUUACAAGAAAGUGGAGAAAAAUGUACAUACAUUUUUGUAUGUUUAGAUAUACCAUAAAUACUCAGGAUUGGAGCUGCUUGUAAGUAUAACAAAAUACACAUAACUUUAUUUUAUCUUGCCAGAGUCCAUCAGUUAUCCAAACAAAGAUGGCACUUUGUCUUGUUUAUCUUUAAACUGUGUAGGCCUUAUUGGAAGCCGCUUAAAAGGGACACUUUCACUAGAGAAAGUAUCCAGUACCACGUAGGGCCAUGAACAGACAGUAUUACAGGGAGGCAGGAAGCUCCUUAUGGCCAGACCUCAGAAAUGUCCCUAGUUUUCUGAAGGAAAAAGGAAUUAAAAGUUUACAUAAUCUUUCAAUGUGAAGUGCAUUUAAAUGUUUAUUGGCUUGAUGCAGUAAAAUAGACACAGAGCUGUUAAUAAUGGUUAUGUAGAUUAAUGUGACUUAACUGCAAUUCCUAACUGUGUGGAAAAAAAAUCAUCUUUUUUUAAACAAGUCAUUAUUUAUUUUAAUAGAAUACAGGAGUCGCUGUUUCCAUUACCAGUUCAGAAUAAUUAAUACCUGUGUUCUGAAACCCAAAAAGUGUACCUGUGUGUGAUGCCAUACUUCUUUUGCAGGUGAAUGCAGUCUUCACAAUAACUAAGAAUAAAACUAUUGAUAAUCCCAACUUUAUAUUCUAACAAUAAAAUAGUUAUCAUUGAUUCUGUGCAUUGUACUUGUCAUUAGUUAACCAAUUGGAGGAUGCUUGUUCUGUUUUUCCAGCUCUGUAAGACUUAAAAAAACAAUCCCCCAGUUAAACCACUAGCAUCCAUUUUAUCUGCCUGCAAGUGUCAGUGCGAUGGCAUGUGCGCUCUUUCCAGGGUGUUUCGCUUGUCAGCAGAAAUGACAGGUGUGAAUGUUCUUGUCUACUCAAAGCCAAUACUACAGCUCAGUCACCUGGAUAGCAGGGAACUGACUUUCUGGGUGGUUACUCAAAACUAUUCAUAAGCUAUGAAGUACCUCAACAUGAACUCAGUAUAUAGUAGCAACAGCCAGUUUUCAGUGACUUCUCCUGACCUAGAAGUGAACAUUACGUGAAGUAAACCUUUGCUAAGCCACCUCAUUCUCUCUGUAACUCUCAGAGGUUAAAUCUGAAGUGUAGCCCUUUCAGUUCUGUUACUCACCUGUGCUUUAAAUGAUAAAACUGUUCAGUAUCUACCUGGUUGGUGGUAGCUGUAUUAUGUAACUACAGGUAUAUCAAUUACUAUGUAAUACUCUGUUUCCAGUAAUGCAAACGCUUGUAAUUACUUGAAUAAGUUUUAUUUGAACUAUGGAUACUUUUUUUACUUAAGGAAUAUUUAAAUGGAACCUGAUUGCAUUUUCUGCUAAAUCUAAGUUUAAAUCUUGGCCCAUGUACAAAACCCAAAGCUGUCUUAGCUCUCCUGACUUGGUUAUUUUUCUAUGUAGAGAAUGUAACUUCUUGUUACAUACAUCUGCAUUGUUGAAUAUUUUCUUUCCUUUUGUAGUCUGUUUCUUUUCCAACUCAGUGCUAUUCUUUGGUUGGAUUUUUAACAAAUGUAAUCUGCAUUAUGUGCUGUCCUAAACUGUAGCAUGGGCAGGCAGAUGAAAUAGCAGUAAAUUGUCUUAUGUUUUCUUUGAAGCACUACAGUACUUUCUUUUAGAGUUUGUUUAAAUAUUUGUGCCAUGCAAUGCAUCUUAUACAGCCACUCUGGAUAAGCAAUAUAUUGUACUGUAAAUAUAGCAAUUACUGUCAGAAUUUGAAGUUGAAAUGUCUGGAUGGUAACUAGUGCCUGUUUAACAUACAUUGGAAAAGAGCAUAGGCUUUCAUCCUAAGGUGCUGUUUCAAAAUAAAUGUUUCCUGUUUUGAUUCUGGGAAAUUGUGAAAUAUCAUGGACAAAAUGUUGUUAUUGCUGCAUUGAGAUCCAAACAGUGAUUUUUUUUUUUUUUUUUGGUGUCUCUGUAAAGGAUGUCCAUAAAAUUAAUUUGGUUUGGUUUUCAAUGUAAUUGUAAAUAUGUUAAACUGUAUGUGUCUUUGUCUGAAACUAAAUUCCAUGUGGUGAUGGUAGGGGUGGGGGGGAGGGGGAAGGAUAUGCAAUGAGAUGCCACUAGCUUUCCCUGACUGAAACUCACUGCAAAUUAGGAAUUGUGUGAAUUCCAGCCUGGCUGAGGUGUCCCAACUGAAAUAUAAUGGUUUUGGCACCAGCCUCACAAGGGAAUGACUGAAUAAAUGCAAUAAAAGGCUGAAAAGAUGACACUACUACUUUGUUCAUCAUUUUGAUUACAGAUUUUGAGUUAUAAGUUUGAGUACAUACAUUAUGUAAUUUAUAAGAUGAUGCUGUAGUGGAAACCUUGCUACAACACUAUUAAAAAUCUUACCUUUUCAUGUGAUAUGAGGUUUCUAGAAUAGUGAGAUUCUUUCAUAUGUUGAAUCUUAAUCUGUUCCUAAUGGUGGGAGUGCUGAAGUAAUGUAUCUCACUGUGACCAGGUACUUUGUUCCUUGCCUAAAAUGGCACUUCUGAAUAUUCCUUUGGCUAACUGUAAAUAUGAAUGUUUCAUAUUAGCAUAGUUGAAAUUUUGAGGUACAGCUGUUUGUGUGAAACUAGGAAAAAAAAAACCCUUUUAUUUCUAAGAACUUGUAAAAAAAUAUUUUCAAUAAAAUUCCCUACCUCACCUCUACUGUGCAGACAUGAUCCCAUUUUCCUAUGUUUAAUUCAUUUGUAAACACAAAGGAGAUCCCUUUUCAGUAAAUGGCAGAACACUGCUGUUUGUCAUCAAAUUGAUCAAACACUGGAAUGCUAUUUUAUGUCUUUUGCUUCCUUUACAUUUCAUAGGUUAGGUUAUUUGAUAACUGGAAAGCCAAGUUGAGAUAUGUUAUGCCAUCUCAAACUCCUUCCUCACUCUCCCCUUAGGUUGAGAGCUUGUACCCUGUCAAUUUAUUGCAUAGUGGCUGGCCCUACUUGAUUUAUUUUUUUUUGAGGGGGGGGAGGAGUUGAGGGGUGGAUGACAAGAGCAUACUAAAGAUCCUUGUUAGACCUUGGGGGAAGAAAGCUACCGUUUUCUCUUUAAUUGGCAUGUAAAUAAUCAAAUCUAAAAAUAAAUCUCUUAAGAGACUUGGAAAUUUUGCCACACUGAACUAGCUAAUUAAUUCCUUCUUCCUCUGAAAUGCUGAAUUCCUUACACCUUUAAAUAUAUAUACAUAAUUGGAGCCAGGAGCCUUCUCUUCUCUUGCUGCUGGGAAUGACUCUGGUAUCUGUGGAGGUGGAGAUGGCAAACUCAAAUGCAUAACCUUAACAGUUUCAGUACUUGUGUUUGAUUCCCCCAUAUUCCAGCACUUCUCCUUCUGAGGCUGUCUCACAGCAUGAUCCCCAUCAGAAUUGUAAAGUAGAAGAGAAAAGCGCUCUACUGUGCCUACUGGAAGCCCUUUCUCAGCAGAACUCUUGACUUGUGUGCAAGAACAAGAGUUUUGAUGAGAGCGGUGUAGGAAAUGGCAUUGGUUCGUGCUGAAAUUUGUGAAAAUACCCUUAUUUUGAAUCCAACUAAUCUUAAAAGACCCUGGGUUUUCUGGGCUUAUUGUCUGCUUCCUUGAAAAGUUGAUGCAUGUGUUUGGAGAUGCACAUUUAUAUGUCAUAGUGCUGUUUAUAGUUUUAAGACCAGUGUAAAUCAGCUGGAUUAGCAUGCCUAAGACCAUUCUGUUUUGCUUGGAUCUGAGCAACAACUAGCUCAGAGCUUUCACUAUUGCUGUGUAGAUGAACUACUGGGUAUCUCCUACAAUGAUAUAAGGACAGUGUACUUCCACAGGGUCUCACAUUUAAGCUCUAAAUCUUGAGGGAACUUGGCAUCACAGCAAGGUGGUCCAACCUACUACUUGACAACCUUUGCACUUUGUAGUGGGUUCUUAACUAGUUUUAGAAAUGCAGACUGAACCCUUUAAAAGAUAAAGGCUUGCCCUGAUGUAAUACUACAAAUAAUUAAGCAACUGGAACCCUCCUCAGUGAGUCACUUUUCAAUAAAGGUUUUUUUAAGUGUUAGAGGUUUUUCACUGUUUUUCCUUACUCCAUGAGAUACCUUAUUACAGGUAUCUGGGUUUUGAUGUGCACACCUAUGAUCUCAUCAAGAAAUAUGCAAUUUAGAUUGUUUAUAGGACAUUAUACUAGACCAGACUCAGGCAAGUGACCCAAGGCAUCCUAAAUCAAUUCUUUAUUUAGCCAUGCUGAGCAUAGGGCCGAGAUGCACUCGCACCUCCCCUGUUCUCCAGCGGGGCUGAUCUGAAAUACCUUUGUUGCAGGUGCUGGCCUUAACCACUUCAUUAUCUAAGUCUGGUAAAAUGAAAGAAAAAAAUGUGCUUUGACAUUUUGAUUUAAAAACUCAGGUUAAAUGUUUAAAAACCUUUAGAUUUGAGACUAAUUUUAGUGUAAUUACCUGAAUUAAACAUUACAUUUAAAUUGCAAAUAACAUAACCUUACUGUUGGAGAACUCAGACUAACAAAAGACGUUAGUUUUGCUUAUAAGACAGAUGCAUAAGAAGGGAGUUUUGUAAUUCUGACAUUUUUAAAUUAGCUAUAUCCUAAAGCAGUCCCAUUUUUUUUUCCCAGCUUAUGAUAGCCAUCUCAGUUUCAUUUCAUGCUAAAUACUCAUGUUUACUUUGCAGCUUUGUUGGAGACACUACCUUAAUCUGAGAAGAAUUAGUAUGCAUCAUGGAAUUAUGUACAUCCCACCUGAGUUCAUAUGCCAGGGCUCCUACCUUUAUUCUGCAAGGUAUUUAACAGGAAGAUUCUUUAACAUGAAGUUGCCAUGGAUUUUUAGCAUGAGGACCAACUGGUAUUCCUUAAAAUGGGAUUGGUACCUGUUUGAACCUUGAAAAUGGCUGUGAUGUUAGGAUUUCUCUUAUACUGGCAUAAUACUCUGUCAUUGUCAUGUGACAUUAUACCUACAGAAACUAUUAAUAAAGAAUUUUGCUAGAA